Messenger RNA from Rubroshorea leprosula, 1527 nucleotides. NCBI's taxonomy places the organism in Eukaryota, Viridiplantae, Streptophyta, Magnoliopsida, Malvales, Dipterocarpaceae. The record is from the annotation of a GenBank genome assembly.
CGGCUUUUGCUGGUUCCAGUCCAAACCAAAAGCGAAACAGAAAGAGCAAUAGUCGCCUCUGUGAAGAAUGUUGGUUCAGCUACCUCGCCUGAGUAGUUCCCUCCGGGAUCCCGUCGACGUCGAUCAAGCGUAUCUUCAACGCAAGAUCAUCCUCCAAAACAACAACUCCAAGCCUCGUCGUUCUGGAAACCCUCUGGAUGAGUCAGAGCUUGCAAGGAAGAUAGUUGAUGGGUGUGAACAAGAUAUUUCUAUGCUGAAAUUGGGAGAACAUAUGCUAACUUUUGGGGCAAGCUGUACUUUGGUGGCCAAAUUUUUUCUUUUGAUUCUCUUCUUCCAGGGUAGCCAGUUGUAUGAUCCAGAGGCUGGUGGGUGGCGAGAUCUGGGCAUGCUUGAUGUUAUGCAGAUGUUUGGAAGGGCAGGUAGACCUCAGUUUGAUAAAAGUGGUGGAGGCAUCAUAAUUUCGUCUCAUGACAAACUAGCCUACUACCUGAGGUUGUUAACAAGUGAACUCCCUAUAGAAAGUCGGUUACUAGCUUAUGCUUAAGUUUUUUGGAGCAUAUUUUUGUUUUGUUAUGUAGUUAUUAAAAAACUAUAACUGGAUGAGAGGAUGUGGAGGCCCUGCUGCAUAUAUGAACAUAAUUUGGAUGUAUUCAUUCACAAGUGAAAUUUGUUGUACUUGCAUGCUCAGAAUUUUUCAACCCUUUAUCAUCAAUAGAUCUACUACUAUAUUGAUUCCAUUUGUCAUGUUAUCAUGUUAUUCUCCAAAAUUAUUCUUUUCUGAAGGUCUGGCAAUUUAGUGUUUGGCUUCUAGUCAACAUAUAUUCACUCCAUAUGAUGACUGCUUGUUUGGAUAUGCAGUAUUGUAAAGGUUGAUAAACAAUAAUGAUGCCAGAUGGCAAGUUACUUGAAUGUGAUGCUGUAAGGUGGCAAACCCCUGGAUAAUUAAGGUGCUAAAACUUAUAUUCAAGAUUAAAAAAUGAGGCUUAUCUGGCUUACUCUAAUCCAGGCAUCUUUGUGAUGUUUGGGCUGCGUUGCUGACCCAGUUUUGUUGCAACCUCUCUAUAUGUCUUUGGUGGUGUGCUAAGUCUAAAAAGAAUAGUUGCUUGCCUUUUUUUUUUUUUUUGGGAAAAUUGAGGAUAUAUGUAAUUAAGAUUUGGUUUUCUGCUUGUUUUUCUUUAUUUGCAUUUUCUGAUUGCAGUUUAUUAGCUCGAUGAAAGACAAUUUAAAUGCAGAAGUGGUCUUGGUGAUUGUGACUAAUGUCAAGGAGGCUUGUGCAUGGCUUGGGUAUACCUAUCUUUUUAUCAGAAUGAGGUUGAAUCCUCUUGCAUAUGGCAUUGGAUGGGAUGAGGUAUUUUAUGCUUUUCUUGAUUUCACAUGAGUUCUUGAUACCCAGCUGCUGGCCAAUAUAAUAGAUAAGACUUUUUAUUAGUUGAGAACUGGCUUUCCCUGUUCUUUUGCAUUUGAUUUUCUAUUUCUAUUUUGCUGUUGAUAAUUUGAGUGGCUGUUUCCAUAAAUAUUUCAUAGCCA